AAGAGUGGAUAUAUAGUUUGAUGAGGGCCUGCUUCUACUGCAGCUUUCUUUCACUUGAACGGCUCUUUCUGCCCAACUGGGAUGUCCGACAAUGUCCUGCUUGCCAAGAAGUGGGAGAAUGAGGACCCUACUGGUUGGUGGAUGUCAGAGAAGUUGGAUGGUGUCCGUGCUGUGUGGCGCAAUGGAAACUUCUACUCACGCGGUGAAAAUACCUUUGCCUGCCCCGAGUGGUUCAAGAAACGCAUGCCUGCUGGCUGUGUGCUGGAUGGUGAGCUUUGGGGUGGGCGAGGCCAGUUUCAGAAGACGGUGGGCAUUACCCGCAGCGCAGGUCGUCAUGCCGAAUGGGAGUUCCUAACGUUCAUGGUUUUCGACUGCUUAGUAGAAGGAGGUGCUGAUAUUGAAAACAAGCCUUUCGAGCAUAGAAUGGAGGCCGUGAAGCGGAUUUGCGCUGCAAAUGCACACGGGGCAACCUUGAAAGCUGUGCCCAUGGUGCGGUGUGGCAACCGCGAGCAUUUGUCGGCUGCUCUUGCAGAUGUCGAACACCUCGGCGGUGAGGGCCUGAUGCUGCGAAGCCCAGGUUCCAAGUAUGAGCGUCGGCGCUCCAAGAGUUUACUGAAGGUGAAGACCUUUUAUGAUGAGGAGGCCAUUGUUGUAGGGCAUGCUGGCGGCACCGGUCGGGUCGCCGGCAUGUGCGGUGCGCUUCUCUGUGAGACGCCUGACAAGCGCCGCUUCAAGGUGGGUUCUGGCCUGAGCGAUGCCCAGAGGAGAGACCCGCCGGUCGUCAACGCAGUCAUCACCUACCGGUACCAGGAGCUCACGGCAGACAACAUCCCAAGAUUUCCGACCUUGGUCGGUGAGAGGACUGAUAUGACAUGGACGCAGAUUUGCACAACUUAUGUACCUCCCCGUGCACGCAAGGACACCGCCAUGAAGAAGAAACAUUCCAUCCUUUUUGAUGCUCUUGAUACCCCCUCAGGUGAGAUAGUGCCAGAACCACAUGUUCCGCCUGUUCCUGCCCUCAGACGUGGCCUGACGGCAAUGGAUGCUAUGCAGCGUGGCACCGCGGAAGAGGACUUAGAUGACUUUGGCUUCGAUGACAUGCUGCCGCCGGCAGUGCCGCCUCCGGAAAAGAAGCCGCGGUUGUCCUCUGCGGCAGAAAUUGCAGCAACCACUAGUGGAAAGAAGAGUAUGUGCCCUUUUGGACGAAGGUGCUACCGCAAAAAUCCAGCGCACUUCCUUGAAUUUGAGCAUCCGUGGAGGGACGUGGAGAAUGAAAAGGAUGAAGUUCUUCCAGCGCCUCCCGAGGACGUCAAAAGUUUUGCUGAUGCAGCAGCAGGCCUUUUUGAUGCUGAGACGCAGAUCUUAUGUGCUGAUGCGAGGCAAGAGACGAGGGAGGUGCCAAAACCUAGUCCCGAUUCAGCCAUGCCUCAUUCUUCAGAAAGCGCACCGGUUCCACCGGUUCCCGUUGAUUCCAGAUUAGUAGCUGUUCGUAAUUUGCUGAAAAGUAUGUUGGAGGACGCUGGAUCUCCAGAGCUUCGCAAGCAUUUUGAGCGCAUGAUCGAGUUUGCGGAUUCCGUGCCGUCCACCGAAGCCAUGCCAAAGGCUGCACAGGUUCCCGCGAGGAGCCUCGCGUCAGCCUUGCUGUCCACGACAUCAGAAGGACUCGGGGUAGACGAGUCACGCGAGCCACGUGGUGAGACUGAGAGUGAUCGAAACCGUGAAGAGAGUGAUCCUAAGGCUCACGUGCAAAGCGAACUCAGCACAAUGGGUUUUGCCAAGGCAGCAAUACAAGAGGCAUUAGUCCAUUGCAACACUACGGCCGAGGCGGUUGAUUGGCUGUUAGCUCACGACGCAUAAUGCGUCGUCGGCAGAAAUGUUUGGUUGUCCAUUGCCAAUGGAUGCCAGUGGAGUUGUGCA
This is a messenger RNA of Durusdinium trenchii, 1917 nucleotides long. The record is from the annotation of a GenBank genome assembly. Lineage: Eukaryota; Dinophyceae; Suessiales; Symbiodiniaceae.